This is a messenger RNA of Mytilus trossulus (common blue mussel), 3845 nucleotides long. Its product is annotated as D-2-hydroxyglutarate dehydrogenase, mitochondrial-like. The record is from RefSeq and is a predicted model, not a curated record. The transcript has 7 exons. Gene Ontology annotation, molecular function: catalytic activity; FAD binding. Lineage: Eukaryota; Metazoa; Mollusca; Bivalvia; Mytilida; Mytilidae. Gene Ontology annotation, cellular component: mitochondrion. Bases 99 to 1640 code for a protein of 513 amino acids.
UAUGUCAGCGCCCAUGGACUAUUUGAUCUCUUAUCAGCUGACGAAUGAUCUUAUCAUUUAAAACUUAAUUUGGUACCAGCUAAAGACAGAUAACAAAAAUGAAAACUUCUUACGCUUUGAGAAGACUGUUAUCAAACAAUUAUAGUUUACAAUGUCAGACUAAAAGGACAUUUUAUCGCUCAUUUCUACGUCAAACAGUCCCACUAACAAGUGUACGUUAUCCAAAUCUAAAGCGCGGUGGAUAUUCAGCACUAACUGACAAAGACCUAUCAGUAUUUGAGAAGUUGAUUCCUGGGAGGGUUCUGACUGGGUCAUCAGAACUUGAUGGAUACAACACAGAUUGGUUAAAAACAUGCAGAGGAUCAAGUCAGGUAGUUUUGAGACCAAAGAACACAGAGGAAGUGUCAGCCAUUUUGAAGUAUUGUAAUGAAAGGAAGUUAGCAGUGGUGCCCCAGGGUGGAAACACAGGACUGGUUGGAGGAAGUGUUCCAGUCUUUGAUGAAAUUGUUGUUUCUACACAGCUAAUGAACCAAAUUAUAAGUCUGGAUGAGAUUUCUGGAACAUUGGUUUGUGAAGCAGGCUGUAUUCUUGGGAAUCUCAGUGACCAUGUGGCUGAAAGUAACCUUAUUAUGCCACUGGACCUUGGAGCCAAAGGAAGCUGCCAUAUUGGUGGUAACUUAGCAACCAAUGCUGGAGGGCUUCGACUAUUACGAUAUGGCUCUUUACAUGGUAGUGUGCUAGGCCUUGAAACUGUUCUUGCUAGUGGGGAAGUGGUAGACUGUUUAUCAACUUUGAGGAAAGAUAAUACAGGAUAUGAUGUCAAACAACUAUUCAUAGGAUCAGAGGGAACUCUGGGAUUGAUAACAAAAGCUUCCAUACUUUGUCCACAAAAGCCAAAUGCUGUGAAUGUGGCUUUUCUAGGUUGUGACAGUUUUGAGAGGGUUCUUGAUAUAUUCAAGGAAAGUAAAAUGAAACUGGGAGAAAUUUUGUCAGCCUUUGAAUUUUUGGACGCUGAUGCCAUAGCAGUAGCCAGAGACAAUCUUAAACUGUCCAUACCUAUUGAUGACACUUUUCCAUUCUACGUACUUAUUGAAUCAUCGGGAUCUGACGGAACUCACGACGAGGAGAAAAUGAAUGGAUUUCUUGAAGACAUGAUGAAUCGAGGAUAUGUCAUUGAUGGUACAGUGGCAUCUGAGCCAGCCAAAAUUCAGUACAUAUGGUCUGUAAGAGAGAGGAUAGCAGAAGGACUGAUGCAUGAUGGGUAUUGUUAUAAGUAUGAUGUAUCUAUUCCUUUAUCACAUUAUUAUGGAUUGGUUGAAGCAGUAAGGGAGAGAACUCAAGGCAAUACUACAAGGGUCAUAGGUUAUGGUCAUGUAGGAGAUAGUAAUUUACACUUGAAUGCUACUUCACCAGAAUAUAGUCAGACAACAAUGGACUUACUAGAACCUUUCCUGUAUGACUGGGUAGCUAAACAUCGUGGAAGUAUCAGUGCUGAACAUGGUUUAGGGUUCAAAAAGCGGGACUUUAUUUACCACAGUAAAUCAGAAUCAGCUGUGAGAAUAAUGAAUCAGAUGAAACUAGUCUUAGAUCCUAAUGGCAUAUUGAAUCCUUAUAAAUUGUUACCAACUGUUGUUAGAUAAUCAUGAAAAUUUAGUACUAAUCGUUUGCAGUUGUAAUAGUCCUUUUUUCUAGUCUUAUUUACAAUAAGUCCUUUUGUUUUGUUGGGUUGCUGUCUCAUUGAUGUAUAACCCACUUAUUAUCAACUAAUUAUACAAAGUAAGAAUAAAAUAUCUGUAUUGUUUAAUUAUGUAAUGGGUGUACAAGAAGGAAAUUGUCAAAUUCAAAAUUCAUGUUUCGAAUUUCUGCCUCAAAUUUCAAAUAUUUGUGCUUGAAAUCCUGCUAUGAACGUCUUAUUUAUGUAAUAAAAAUCUGUUGUAAACUAGGGCAGUUACUUAAAUAUUUUUUGUUCAGAAGUGUAAAAAUAUUAGUUUUGAACUAUUUUGUUACAAUAUUGAUGUAACAUUUGCUAUGUAUGCUUUAAGAAUAGCCUUUCUAGAAACUAAGUUCUUGUUUAACAAAUUUCAUUCUCUUUUUAUUAAAAUUAUAAUUUUAAGUUGAUUACCUCCCUUUUUGGGAAGUUUAACUGCUUUCCUGAAUGGCAAUGAAGCCGAAUAAAAACGUUAAGGGUUGGCAGUUUUUAAUCCUUGUUGGUUUGAAAAUAAACAGUAAGUUGAUAUAGUUUAGAUUUAAAAUUUAUUCAUGUUAUUUUGUCUUCCAACAUACUUGUAAUCAAGCUGUUAAUAUUACACAGUUACUCUGCACUACAGCAUACCAGUAUUUAUACCAGUAUACAUAUGUACAAAACAACUGAAUUAAUUUCUAUGAAAUUAAAAUCUCAAAAUAAGUUUCAGGUUUUCAGAAGUUAUAAGUUUCUGGAAAGUCCUAUAUUCCAAGCAUGAUAUGUGAUAUUGUUAAAUGUUAUAUAUAUAGAUAUACAGAGUUUAAUUUUUGUGACUCAAGUUUUAUUGUUAUUAUAAGUACUAUGAACUUUUACAUGUUCCAAUGUAAAGAAAGAAAAAAUAUGAAAUUGUUAUCAGGCUAUUUUCAAUGUCUGCUUUUUUACCAAGGUUACAUUUAUCUACAAUUCACCAGUAAAACAUCUUAGUUAAAAUAGUUUAUAAAAUUUGUCUAAUCCAUUAUCAUUUAUUUUGACAAUGAAGUAUUAAGUUCAAGAUAAAGAAUUCAAUAUAAAAUGGGAAAUAACUCUUGUAAGACCUAAAUAGAAGUUCAUCCUGUUGUUUUGUAUUUAAAAAGGUUUUUAUUUUUGUAGUUUUUGUACCUUUUUUUUUUAUGGAUUUUGCACUCUGAGUUUAAGUCAGUUGUGAUUUUCUUUUAAAAGUAUGUCAGCUUCAUGCAAUUUUUUUUUUUGAAGAGUUAAUUCAAAUCAUAUUUUUAAAGGAAUUAAUUCAAUAUCAUAUUAUCGCAGAAGUCAAGUUAUUUAAGUUUACAUGUACCUCAAAUAUUAACACUCAAGAGAUACUGGAUUGAGCUACAUAUCUUUAUCUUUGUAAGAAAAAAAAAUCCUACCAUAAUUGAAACUGGUCAAUGACCCAAUAAAGCUUUGUUUAUGAUAGGAACAAUAUAUUUCUGUAGCCUUUUAUUUUUCACUUCACAAAGCAAUAUUUUUACAUUGUCUAUUUCAUUUACAGUUUUCACCAAAUAUUAUAUAUUUUAGAUUUUUUACCAUUGUAGUAUUAGAUCUAGAAGAAGAAGCAUAUAUAGCAAGCCUGUUUCUUAGCUUGUGCAUUUUUUUCAUUCCAAAACAAGUUUAAGGUUAUUUUAUAUAAAGAUACCUGAAAUGUUUUUAUAUUUAUAUACAAAUACAUAGGGACAAUCAAUAACCACACAUAUAUGUUGAUAGUGCACAUAACAAAAUGCAAAGAUAUGUGCUUAACUCAAAGUAAGGAGGGAGAAAUAUUCUUUUCAUUUAACCUUAUAGCGCUUAUUUGUUUAAAAUGUUUUGAACAUCCAGAAGUGAUGUUUAUUAAUGUUAUAGUUUAUAUAAUAUAUAUCCAUGUGGAUACAAUAUAAUAUAUAUCCAUGUGGAUACAAUAUAAUAUAUAUCCAUGUGGAUACAAUAUAAUAAUAAUUGAAGAUUCAUAAUUUGUAGUUGUUAUUUAAUUAAUUUUUAAUCUAAAACUUGGAUUUGUUGAUUUAACCACCAAAUUGAUAAUACUGUGCCAUAGAUUUACCAAAAAAUAUAUAUUCCAGAUUGUACAUUGUUAAUCAGAGUAUAAUGUAGGUUCUUUCUUGCCAAUCUUUCAAAAAGAUGGGUAUUUGUUAAA